AUGGCUCGGGCUCGGGCUCGGGCUCAAGCUUGUCCCAUGACUGUUUGUUUCUAGUUUAGUGAUUGAGCCCAGGAUUCCACCUUUAUCACCUUCGAUAAUUUUUUUAAAAUAUAAACACCUACAUUUUACAGGUGCCAUAUAAUAAAAAGCCAACUCCCUACAAUAUCAAUAUCUCGUCGUGUUUCCUCUAUAAACAAACGUUAUCUAUCAUCUCUCUCUUCACAAAAGAGCCCUACUUUCUUCUUCACAACACAGCACAGCGCCCAUCACGGCUCGGCUGGCUAGCCUGAUUAAACUCUCUUCUCAUUUCAAUCCAUCCAAACUGAACCCUAAUUUUCUUUCUCUCUUAAAUUUUAAUUUCAAUUUCAAUUUCAAUUUCAAAUCCAAACAAUCUUCUUCUGGACCCGAACUUCGUCUCUUUCAACAACCAUUCCGACUUCUCCGAGCCUUAAUUCUCAAAUUUUAUUUGAAUCUCGUUUCCGGUUUCUCCAUUUUCUUUUUUUGAUCAUUUUGAUUGCUGUUAGUGUUUUGUUUCCGCUAUAACAUCGGGGUACGUGUUUGAUUUGUUUAUUGAUAACUUGUACUGUUUUAAAAUUUCUCAUCUGUCGACAGAACCACGAUUUGAAAAUUUUGGAGAUAUUUAUUUAACCCUCCAGAUUUAAACAAGUCAACUGUCGCCCCUUAAAGCGGGACUUAAUUCUAUUUACCCCCUGUGGUUGCUGAUCUGAUUAAAUUCAAAUUUAUACCGGAGAGAAGAAAAAAUGGUGGGUGGUGGUAGCAGGAGAGACGUUGGAUCGAUUGUCAUUAACAACAACAACGUGUUCGCUGCGUUGGAGAGUCUGAGGAAGAAAAAGAAGUCCGAAAAAGAGCGCGGGUCAUCCAAAAGCACCGGCAAAGGGUCUUCCAAGACGCAGCAACACCAGAACAAAGAGCCUGAGGAGCCUCCGGUGUUUUGGGCUCCAUCCCCGUUGAAAGUCAAAUCAUGGGCUGAUGUUGAUGACGACGACGAUUAUUACGCCACCACGGCUCCACCGCAGUCGGUCUGGGGAUCGUCGGAGGCGCCGCAGGAUCACGAGAAGCCUACCAAUGCAGAGGAUAGUGAGAGCGAAGAAGAUAUUCUAGAUGAAGGUGAUGAUGAUGUUGUGGAAGAGCAUGAUCACGAACAUGAGGUUCCAGUGCACCAUGAACUGGUAGUGAAGAUGCCUUCUGAAGGUUCCGUGAUAUCUAAACAGGAGACAGAGAAGCAACUAUCAAAGAAGGAGAGAAAGAAGAAGGAACUUGCAGAGCUUGAGGCUCUUCUAGCUGAUUUUGGGGUUGCCCCAAAUGAUAGCAAUGGCCAAGUUGAAUCACAGGUUGCACAAGGAAAGAAAGAUUGCGAACCUAACAAAGAGGGAGAAAAGAAGGAAGAUGCUCCUGGAGAAUCAAAAACUGCUAAGAAGAAGAAAAAGAAGGAUAAAUCUUCAAAGGAGGGUCAGUCUAAUGAGUCAGUUGUUGCGAAUGGGCAAAAUCAAGCUGUUGGAGCUGAGCAGGCAAAGGAGGAUGCAUCUACUGUUGAUGUGAAAGAGCGCUUAAAGAAGAUGGCAUCUUCAAAAAAGAAGAAAAAUAGUAAAGAGAUGGAUGCUGCUGCUAAAGCUGCUGCUCAAGAGGCUGCUGCAAGGAGUGCAAAACUUGCUGCAGCAAAGAAGAAAGAGAAGAACCAUUAUAACCAGCAGCCAGUGCGGUAAAAAACUUCAUUUUAUUUCACAGGAUAUAUGAACAUGCAAUUCUCGUUGUUCAUAUAUAUGACAAGGUGAAAUUAAAUGAUAUGGUUUGUUACUGCUUCUUAAAAGAUGACAUGUUAGCCUUAUUGCCUAUGGACUAGGGAAAGUUCAUACGGGCAUUUUGGGUCUUAAUUGUUGUGUUGUCGCGGGACACCAUUGUUUUCAUUUAGCAGUUUUGUUCAUUCCAGACUCUUACCGCAUUAGCAGUUGUUGAUGACCGUAUUGAAGUUCUUCUACUGAGAUCUUAUAACUGACCAGUUGUCCUGGAGGCACGGUCAAAUGAGAAAUUUUGCAAUUUCUAUUUAUUUUUGUCAGGAACUCUUGUUUUUGGUUUUCAAUUCAAGGGUGAGUAAAGACUGGUCUGUGAGGUUAGGCAUGGUUGGAUUCAGCAAAUGUUGUCGAUGAACUUUGCUUUGAGUUUUGAGAGAUAUAUGUAACUAGCGAGUAUUAUGUGCUUGAUACAGUGGCCUCUAAUAUUAGACAUUUUUCAAUUACAAAUAAA
Molecule: messenger RNA, 2262 nt
Organism: Mangifera indica (mango)
Lineage: Eukaryota; Viridiplantae; Streptophyta; Magnoliopsida; Sapindales; Anacardiaceae
Product: protein starmaker-like
Exons: 3
Coding region: 762-1724 (320 amino acids)
Source: RefSeq, a predicted model, not a curated record